GCGCGGGAGCGGGAGCGGCCCGGUGAGCCGGAGCGCACCAUGGAGGCGGCGGCAGGCAGCCGUGGGGGCUUCCAGCCGCACCCUGGGCUGCAGAAGACGUUGGAGCAGUUCCACUUGAGCUCCAUGAGCUCGCUGGGCGGUCCGGCCGCCUUCUCGGCGCGCUGGGCGCAGGAGGUGUACAAGAAGGAGAGCGCAAAGGAGGCUGGCGCGGCCGCGGUGCAGGCAGCGGUGCAGGCGGCCGCCGAACCGCCCCCCGUGCUGCACCUGCCAGCCAUCCAGCCACCGCCUCCGGUGCUGCCCGGGCCCUUCUUUAUGCCGUCGGACCGCUCCACCGAGCGUUGCGAGACCGUGCUGGAGGGCGAGACCAUCUCGUGCUUCGUGGUGGGCGGUGAGAAGCGCCUGUGCCUGCCGCAGAUCCUCAAUUCGGUGCUGCGGGACUUCUCGUUGCAGCAGAUCAAUUCGGUGUGCGACGAGCUGCACAUCUACUGCUCGCGCUGCACGGCGGACCAGCUGGAGAUCCUCAAAGUCAUGGGCAUCCUGCCCUUCUCGGCGCCCUCGUGCGGGCUCAUCACCAAGACGGACGCCGAGCGCCUGUGCAACGCGCUGCUCUAUGGUGGCGCCUUUCCGCCACCCUGCAAGAAGGAGCUGCCCGGCCCCGGCGCGCUGGCGCUGGGUUUGGAGCUCAGCGAGCGCAGCUUUAGGGUGUACCACGAGUGCUUCGGCAAGUGCAAGGGGCUGCUGGUGCCCGAGCUCUACAGCAGCCCGAGUGCCGCCUGCAUCCAGUGCCUCGACUGCCGCCUCAUGUACCCGCCGCACAAGUUCGUGGUGCACUCGCACAAGGCGCUUGAGAACCGGACUUGCCACUGGGGCUUCGACUCGGCCAACUGGCGGGCCUACAUCCUGCUGAGCCAGGACUACACGGGCAAGGAGGAGCAGGCGCGCCUGGGCCGCUGCCUGGACGACGUCAAGGAGAAGUUCGACUACGGCAACAAGUACAAGCGGCGGGUGCCCCGGGUGUCCUCUGAACCCCCGGCCUCCAUAAGACCCAAGGCAGAUGACACCUCCUCCCAGUCCCCCGCUGCCGCAGAGAAGGACAAACAAUCCAGCUGGCUUCGGACCCUGGCUGGUUCCUCCAAUAAGAGCCUGGGCUGUGUGCAUCCACGCCAACGCCUCUCUGCCUUCCGACCCUGGUCCCCUGCCGUAUCCACCAGCGACAAGGAGCUCCCCCCUCACCUCCCGGCACUGAUUCGAGACAGCUUCUACUCCUACAAGAGCUUCGAGACAGCCGUGGCCCCCAAUGUGGCCCUCGCUCCGCCAGCCCAGCAGAAGGUUGUGACUAGCCCGCCAUGUGCCACUGUCGUCUCCCGGGCUGCCGAGCCCCUCUCCGUGUCCAUCCAGCCACGGAAGCGGAAGCUGGCUGAGGAGAACCCCGUGGUCCCCGAGACCUUGGUGCCUCUUGCUGCCCCGGAGGAGGACAAGGACUCUGAGGCCGAGGUCGAAGUUGAAAGCAGAGAGGAAUGUAAGUUCACCUCCUCCCUGUCUUCGCUCUCGUCCCCGUCCUUUACCUCGUCCAGCUCCGCCAAGGACCUGAGCUCCCCCAGCGUUCAUGCCCCGCCCACUGCCAGCGCCGCUCUGGACGCUGUGGCCCACGCCGCCGAGGCCCCGGGUGGCGGGCUAGAGGCGGAGCUGGAGCACCUGCGGCAGGCGCUGGAGAGCGGCCUGGACACCAAGGAAGCCAAAGAGAAGUUCCUGCACGAGGUGGUGAGGAUGCGUGUGCGGCAGGAGGAGAAGUUGAGUGCCGCCCUGCAGGCCAAGCGCAGCCUUCACCAGGAGCUGGAGUUCCUGCGUGUGGCCAAGAAGGAGAAGCUACGGGAGGCCACAGAAGCGAAGCGCAACCUACGGAAGGAGAUCGAGCGGCUGCGGGCUGAGAACGAGAAGAAAAUGAAGGAGGCCAAUGAGUCGCGUGUGCGUCUCAAGCGUGAGCUGGAGCAGGCACGGCAGGUCCGGGUGUGUGACAAAGGCUGUGAGGCUGGCCGCCUACGUGCCAAGUACUCAGCGCAGAUUGAAGACCUGCAGGUGAAGCUGCAGCACGCGGAGGCGGACCGGGAGCAGCUUCGCGCCGACCUGCUACGGGAACGCGAGGCCCGUGAGCACCUGGAAAAGGUGGUGAAGGAGCUGCAGGAGCAGCUGUGGCCCCGGCCACGUGGUGAGGCAGCGGGAAGUGAGAGCACGGCUGAGCUGGAGCCGUAGGGACCCCUCUGCCACGCUGCGCGUGCAGGAUGGCACGUGUCGGGACAGGCGGGUGCUCAGCGCCGUGGCCGAGGAGGCACCACAGGCCUGCGUCCACACCCCCUCGGCUCACACAGCACAACGUCUUACUGUGCCUAUAACCAAGCGAGUGUUUCUAACCACAUACUUUUGGAAUCCACUGCAGAAUUUUCUACUGGCCAAUUCAAGGGAGCAAGCUGGCCUCUGGCCCCGCUGGCGACACCGGGCACCGCGGCGGCGGCUCCAGGCAGCCCUCUGCUUGCUAGGACAUUUUAACAUUUACACUUUUGUUAUAAGCUAUUUAAAACCAAUAGACUUGAUAUUCAGAGAAAUCAACACGUUUUUUAAUGACUGACUUUUGAAAGCCCCACCAACACUCGACGCCCCACCUGAAGACCCGCUAAGGAAGCCUGGGGCGGAGCCACACAGCCCGCCCGGCCCUGGGAAGCCAUCGCAGCUCAUCCCGCCCCCACAGCCAGCAAGGAGGACACCGCAGGGAUUUUCUUCAGAGUCUAUUUUUUAAGUGACAAGGACCCGGUUUUCCUGCAGCGUCAGGAAGCCUGAGGAGAGCGCCGUGCGAGAGAGAUGAGCUGCAAAACACUGCCCGCCUUACUAACGUCUGCCCUGGUCCCGCACCGUCACCGUGGCCAUCCGCACGCGUGUCCGGAACGCGCACCGAGGGGCAGAGCCCAUGGAGGGCGUCGAGUCCCCCGCACACCCACGCCCCCCACAAAGCAGCAUCGGCCUCGCAUCCGGCAUGCUGGGGUGACAGUGCCACCCGCCCAUGCCCGCCACCGUGACCACAGUGCCCCCUCAGUUCAGCAGACAUGGCUCCUCUGAGGUGGGAUCGCGGCCACACAUCGGAACAAAUGCAGCGUCACUUCAUUUCUUUUUGUCCGUCCGUCUGUUCAUUUAAACAUACUUAGAACUGCACUUUGUCAAGAAUCUUCCCUUCUCUUUUUACUUCCCCGUCCACUGAGGUUUUUCCUUUGAAAACAUUGCAAGCCAAUUUAUAGAGCAGUUCCAACCCUGAGUGCUGCAGUGCUUAGAAAUCCCCUCUGGUGCUUGGUUGAACAAGGGAAUCACAAGAAAACGAAAAUGCAAAAACUGAACUUCGGGGGGUGGUCUGUGCCUUCCAGCAUCUUGUACAGCGAACCCUGACUCGUGUCUUUUUACCCCCAAAAUACCCACCCUCAGUAUCGAUCGAAUCUGCCACACCCUCAAAAUCAGUUACUUGCAUUUAUUCCAAAUACUCUCGUUUACUCUCAACUGUUUAUGCAAAUUGUAUGAGGUUUCUGACACCCAAGCUUGAAAAGUGAGUUCCCCGUAGACAAGAGGCGGCUUCCCAUCCUGAAAUCCUGGUAUUUAUUUACAGAAGAGAUCUUACAGGAAUUCUCUGCUCGAGUCCGUUCUCACAGGGCGGCAGGUGCGAGUGUGACAGCAGGUGGAGGCCGCGUGCGUGGCUACCAGACAGCCACGAGGAGUCGCCGCCACAGCUGGCAGCAAGAAGCCAGGAGCAGAGACUGCCAAACCCCCAGCGUUUAGGUGACAGGAUCGUCUGCAGGGUCUUGGCCCUUGGUUUACUGCGGGGGCUCGGGCCUGGCCCGCCCCCUUCUAAAGUGCAAUGCAAAAGGGACAUCACAUAUAUGCAGCGUUUGUUUGGAAACUUUUUCUUUUUUACUCUUGUUUUUCUUUUGCAGUUAUUAAAUCUGUAUGCAUGGAAUUUUAAACCUCUGCCACACGUAUAUCCAUCGAUGGGCAUUAUUACUGUGUCAUGUAAAGGGUCGGUUUUGUUACGCAACACGCAGACGCUGUUCUCCACCCUCUUUUUCCAGAUUUGUGUUUUUUUCCGUCAUUUCUUCAAGGGAAACUAAAUGAUUUAGUUGGAGCAAAGCUUUACGCGUGUCAGCGUGCUUCUGUGUGGCUGGGCCGUGUUGCCGAGUGAAAACCGUGGUGAGAUCCGGGGACCCCACACAGGGUCCCCUCCAUUGGGCCUGCCGCCGCCUUGCUCUGAGUCUGUCAGCCCAGGAGAGAGUAAACUUUCCAGAGUUGUAUGUGUGUCUGCUACGCAGGGUGAAGCCUCUUCCUCCCCUUGCCUGUCCCCUCUGGCCACCUGCAUGUCUUGGCCACUGAGCCCCUGUUCCACUAGCCCAGCAAGGUCCUGGACUUCAGAAAGCGUGAACCGGAACCACCAGCGUGUCCCAAAGGGCCUGGCGGGCAUAGCCCCGGACAGGCCUAGCAGUCCACUGCGCUGCUGUCCGGGACCCCCCUUCCCUCCCCACAGCUCCUCCCUUAUCUCUUCCCAUGGGUCCCCAUCCCAGGGACGUGCAGACGGGGAGCCUAGCCCGCCCAGUACUGGGGUGGCAGGCACAGGACAUGGCACCAGGCCACAGGCCUACCUGUACCACCACUUUUUGUUUUCCUGCCGCCCUGGCCACCUCUAGGUGGGACCCUCCCCCAGGGGAGGCUGGGGGGACGCCGGGGCGUCCCGCCAACUCAGGGCCUAGCAGGGUGCUGGCUGUGGCUCGGCUACAGGGGCUGCGCUGGUUUAGGACACCCCCGGGUGCCCCAGGGCUCCCGUUAGCACAGCUGCCUUUAGUGUCUUUUCAGAAGAAGGGAGAAGAGGCAUCUAUCUUGUGGGCUGUUGACUCUCCCUCCCAGUAUGUAAAACCCAUUAUCUAAAUACUUGUGUAUUCAGCCUCAUUACCUGUUAUUUCUAUACUGAAAGAAGAGUUUUAACAAAGGGAAAAACCAACAGCAAUAACAUAUCUACGGAGCAGCUAACUCGUCCACGUAAUACCCUGCUUUUCCUACAGAACUAGCCAGUGUAAAGACAAUUAACGUGUAAAUACCUUUUUUCCUUUUACACCGUUGUAUCAUACGUGUAUAUGGUGGCUCCUUUUACAGAAACUUUUUCUUACCUGGUAGUCGUCUUGUUUUCUGAGUUGUUUUUAACUAAGGAAAGAAACAAAAAACAAACAAAAAAAUGCUUGUCUGCUAGAGGGAAGAAGAAGCCCCUUGCCAGUCCUCCACUGACUGGUGCCCCGUCCCCCACCCGGCUCACGAGGAGCCGAGCUGAAGGGGGUGUGUGCAAUACACCCUCCACUGCAGCCCCCUGCGCCUCAGCCGUGCGUGUUUUCUGAGUGAGGUUCGGUCCCCCUGCCCCCACCCUUACAGUCCACAGGGUUGAGGGAGGCAGUUUGUUCUUGCUUUAAGUCGAUUACAGAAAAAGACCACCUCGACCUUCCUAACCGCCAGGAGUACCCUGCGUCCCACCCCGUGUCCCCCAUGCUGCUGCUAAUGACAAUAUUACGACUUACUCUACUAUUCGAGAACUAUUUUUAUGUAAUUAAUGUAUGCUUUCUUGUUUAUAAAUGCCUGAUUUAAAAAGAAAAAAAGAAACCGCUUGGCAUAUUUAACUACUCCUGUGUACUUGUUAGUCCUUCGGUCCUGCCUCCCGCCGCCCUUUGGCACAGACUGCAGUAAAGGACUUGAGAGCGUCAGGCGGCCCGCUCAUGCCCCCAAGCCCCCUCCUGUGGACAGCUGAGUGGCGGGCGCUUGUCCCCCUCCUCUUACGGUCGUGUCGGGGUCCCCGAGCACUGAGCACAGGGAGGGGAGCUAAAGGAUUCUGUUGGCUGGCCACACUGUUGGUUUUUGGUCUCCGGAUGGUCUCCUGCAGGCCACCUGACAGGCAGUCCCUGACUGGGGGGCCCUAUCAGCCCCUGGUUCACAAGAAGCUGCAGGAGGUGUGUGCAGCACUUUUUGUGGUCUGCUCUCCUGCCCGAGGGUCAGUGGGAACCCCAGUGCUGGGAGGGGGCCCCCCUGGGGGCCUGGGGGCAGCUGUGAUUACAGCUUCCCCAGGGUGGGGCUGGCCUCCAGACAGACCCUGCCCCAGUUGACGGGGAAAAUCCCUCUCUCCCUAGGUGCAGAUCCCCAUCCAGGUCCCGGCUUGGGGGUUAGAGGGGCACACAGGAGGUCCCCCAGCAUCUCCCUCAGUCAUGGCCCAUCCACUUCUCUGAGCUCUCUCCCUGCCCUCCAGGCCCAGACCCUAACCCCCACCGGCUGCCCUUCAGGGUACCACCCAGAGCCAGGGACACAGGCUGCGCUGGGAGGAGUGGGUUAAGUGAGGGGGCUGAACCACCUCCAGGCUCCCUAGGGCCCUAAGUCAGACUGUGCAGUCCCACUCCUGCCUGGGAUCUAGGACUGUGAGGUAGCUGAUGGUGCAAGUGACAGGCCCAUCUCCACAGUGGGGACAGCUGAGGCCCCAAUGUCCUUUGCUUGUGGGGAGUCUGUGGCCAGUUGGGGUGCUUGCCGACCAGAGGUCUUGGCGCUGGCGUCUUGGAGGUCCAGUGGUAGCCUUCUCUGGGCUCAGCAACAUUUCCCAGGGCUCCAGGUUCAGCUUCCUGUUUCCCAGGCUGCCCCGAGACUCCCUGACCCUUGGGUACCGCUGAAUCUGUGCCGCACUGGAGGGUUCUGAGCACCCUAGCAGGCGGAACCGGCCGGCAGGGACUUCUUCCUCCCCCAGCCUUUUCCUGGCAGCACCUGCCUUUGGGCCAAGGGAGGAUGAGGGUGGGGAGGGCAAAGAGGCUCUCUUUCUAUCCUUGGGUUCCCAGCUCAGGGCUGCCAUGACCCAACCUCCCUGGCCCUGCCUCUGCGGCCUGCACCGCAGAGCCGCCCAGCCCAAGUGAGGCCUGUUUUCCAGGUGGAGCCUGCUUCCACACCACCCCUCUCCUCCGGCUUGGGAACCAAGAGCCCAGGGCAGAGGUGGCUGCUUGGGGAGUCCUGAGGCCAGCACUAACUCAGGACCCAACUCUAACGCCUAGUCGCCCUCCCUGCCCGCCUACAACUUUCACUUCCCCUGAGUCACCAGCAGCGGGGGGAGGGGACUUUGCCCAGGUCACAGGUCUCAGCUGUGCCUGGCUGUCUUCCACUGUCUUUUUCUCGUGGUGGCUUGCCUUCCUCCUGCCCGCUGUCAGCCCUGGUCCCUCACCUUCAGCCCCCGCUCCCGCCCACCCCGUGGUCAGGCCAGGCAGAUUUGGGGAGGCGGACCUAGGCACGCCCUCGUGGAAAGAGGAAGCCGCCGCCCAGCUAAGCAGCAGCUGGCUGCCUGUCCUUCCCCUGUCCUCGGAACCCGGGGGAUGGGCUAGGGGCUGCAGGGGUAGGGGGCUGUGGUGGGGACCACAUGGACUCCCCGCUUCCACCUGCCUAUAUCUUAGGGACUCCUCCUCAACCAGAAGGCUCUGCCCAGGAAGGGCCCCUGAGCUGGAAGUCCUCUAGGGCCUAGAAGGCUCCCCCACACCAGUGCUCCCCUCCACUGGGCUGUUCUGUCUUGGCCAGCCGAGGGCCCUCACCUGUCUCCCGGCCCACCAUGCCGAGACCCCACCCAGGCCUGGCUACCGCACACACCCUAGCCCCUCACCUCUGCCUGCGAAGUGUCGCCCACUUCCCUCCUGCCAGAAGCCACCUUCUCUCCACCCACCCCCAUUUCUGGCCAAGGGUAAGGCCAUGUACAUAGAGAGGACCCCCCCCCCCAAUUCUGCUCUCAAGGCUUCUGGGAAGGAAGCUGGUGGUCCUGUCCUGGGUAGCCUGGGGUCUGGGACCCCAUGGGGAAAAUGUGUGGCACCAGCUCCUGGGGGGCUGUCCCUCCUGGUCCCUCCCCCAGUA
This is a messenger RNA of Loxodonta africana (African savanna elephant), 7932 nucleotides long. It is a transcript of the gene SKI, whose product is annotated as SKI proto-oncogene. Gene Ontology annotation, molecular function: DNA-binding transcription factor activity, RNA polymerase II-specific; SMAD binding; RNA polymerase II cis-regulatory region sequence-specific DNA binding. The transcript is spliced from 7 exons. The record is from RefSeq and is a predicted model, not a curated record. Bases 40 to 2250 code for a protein of 736 amino acids. NCBI's taxonomy places the organism in Eukaryota, Metazoa, Chordata, Mammalia, Proboscidea, Elephantidae. Gene Ontology annotation, biological process: negative regulation of BMP signaling pathway; negative regulation of transcription by RNA polymerase II. Gene Ontology annotation, cellular component: nucleus.